Molecule: messenger RNA, 405 nt
Organism: Meloidogyne enterolobii
Lineage: Eukaryota; Metazoa; Nematoda; Chromadorea; Rhabditida; Meloidogynidae
Source: the annotation of a GenBank genome assembly
AUGUUUAAAGGCUCAAUAGAGUUCCAUCAAAAUAUAGGUAAUUUAUACAGAAUUAUUUUAAAGGGCAAAUUCUUCCAAAUGGAGUUGGUACACAACCCUAGUGCCUUAAAUGAUAGUAAACAAGCAGAAGAGUGUAUGUCCCUUGAUCUUCAUGGACGUCCUACUACUAUGGCCAAGCAUAUGGAGGGAAAGGGACGUUCUAAGGAUGGAACUACUGAAGGGCUAUGUCUUGGGCGUGUACACGAAACUAAAGUAGAGAUACGUGGGCAUUACAUAAUGCUCGAAAAUGAUGAUGAAGCAACCGCUUGCAGAAAUUAUGAUGAUGUUGACGAUGCUGAAGUUAACGAAUUUGAAUGUAGAAGUCGUUGCAGGAUGCAGAUGAUUAGGGUAAUGCUCGUUAUUUAA